Molecule: messenger RNA, 909 nt
Organism: Pelagomonas calceolata
Lineage: Eukaryota; Pelagophyceae; Pelagomonadales; Pelagomonadaceae
Source: the annotation of a GenBank genome assembly
AUGAGCCUAGGCCUCCUCAGUGCCGCAAGCAGAAUCUGCGACGACGUCAACCUCCUGUGGUCCAUCGCCGAGGUCUACAACGAGAGCACACAAAGACCCAGAGCCCACGAGCUGCUGGCCGGCGUGCUCUACGCGCUGGACAAGGACGCCGCGCCGCCGCCAAAGAAGCGAGUCCAACCACCACCAGUACUGGCGUAUGUGGAUGAGGACGACGACGAGGCGUUGUUCGCGAGCGCGCCUCCCCAACAAACCUACGACACGCCCGCACCAUCGACCUGGCGCCGGACGCUCGCCGAUUGGGCCGCGCGAGCCUGCGACGAACUCGCCUUGUUCCCGGCGUACCAGCGCGUCGCCUGGCGCACGUCCAGAAGAUGCGGUUUGGGUCAAAUGGUAGGCAUCGUGCCGUACGGUUUGGCACGGUGCGCGCGCAUCGUCAUAACGGACGAGCACUGGCUCUCGUCAGCGAUCCGGGCGGCCGCGGCCCACCCCUUCGAGCGCGCCGCAAUAAAGCUGCUCCAAGGGCGAGUUUUACCGGUGGAGCCAUACCGGGGCUGGCGCGUCUCCAUCCUUUUCGCGUGCGUCGAGCGGCGGUCCUCGGUGUUCGCGCCGUGUGUGAUGGCGGCGCGCCUCGCCUGGUUGUGUUCUGAAAUUGAUGACGGCGCCCCGUUCCGCGGCGAGGCGCUCGUCGCCGCGGCGUGUCAAGCCCUCGCGGGGUCGCUCGUCGAGCUGCCGCGGGCCGUGGCCUGCGUCUGCGCCGCGCGGCUCGUGCGGCGGGCGUUGUUUGGCGGGUCGCCGGCGCGGCGGGGGCGCGACCGGCGGUUCCGGAGGCGCCUGCGGCGCGCGCUGGACCGGUCGCGGCCGGCGGCGCCGCGGCCUUUGUCUCAGACGCGAAGGUUCGGCGAGGGCUAG